Molecule: messenger RNA, 165 nt
Organism: Pochonia chlamydosporia 170
Lineage: Eukaryota; Fungi; Ascomycota; Sordariomycetes; Hypocreales; Clavicipitaceae
Exons: 1
Coding region: 1-165 (54 amino acids)
Source: RefSeq, a predicted model, not a curated record
AUGUUGAAAGCCGCAAAGGUAUUGCGAUGGAAUCAAGGAUCUCGUCCGGCACUUGGUUGUGAUCUUCCAAAGCUCUUCGCUCUCUGUGAUGCUCACACGACCUGCAUAAAGGAGUUUAAUGAGAAGCCAAUGCAACCUCGUACAGACCGGAAAUUUCAUCCCUGA